ACCAUGUGGAGGUAACGGUAAUUGCCCACACACAUUAUUACUCCCAUGAGCUGUCUACCUAUUUUCCCGUCCUUGACUCUCGCUCAUUCUCUCGCCCGCUUUCUUUUCUCGCACGCUCGCUUGCUCUCACUCUUUCUCUCACUCACUCACUCUUCGCUUGGCGAGAGUCCCCUCUCACUCUCUCCUCAUCGCCUCGCUCCUCUCAUCGUCCUGCCCCUCAUCCACCAUCGACCAUACCCUCAUCACUUCCAGGCCUCCUUUCCACCCUCACUGAUUCCUCCUCCUCCCUUUAUUCGCAGUGAUACUACACCCUCCACUGCAGGUCCAUCAUUUAUUUUACAUUAAUCUCACCCCGCACCCUAUUUUUCCGGCACCCACGCAAGAAGGGCAUCUCACCUUAGCACCGGACGUGUACUACUAGCACCUGCCUUUACUACGCUUAUCCGCUGCUAGUGCUGAAUGUCGCAAAGACGAUCGACCUGCAGAAUUUCGUCCAGCAAAACAACAGCUGC
This is a messenger RNA of Gamsiella multidivaricata, 512 nucleotides long. RefSeq lists its product as uncharacterized. The record is from RefSeq and is a predicted model, not a curated record. Lineage: Eukaryota; Fungi; Mortierellomycota; Mortierellomycetes; Mortierellales; Mortierellaceae. The transcript has a single exon. The coding region runs from base 46 to 345 and encodes 99 amino acids.